UCUCAUGGCGAUGGGCGGCAAGAGGUGACCUCCCGCGCCGGGCGCUCUGGAGCUCGCUGUAGAAACUCGAUUGCUUCCUGCGCAGAUGAACAGCCUCACAUCGGAAACUACAGACUGCUGAAAACCAUCGGCAAAGGGAACUUCGCGAAGGUGAAAUUGGCCAGACACAUCCUGACGGGCCGAGAGGUUGCAAUAAAAAUAAUUGACAAGACUCAGUUGAACCCAACAAGUCUACAAAAGCUCUUCAGAGAAGUAAGAAUAAUGAAGAUUUUAAACCAUCCAAACAUAGUGAAGUUAUUUGAAGUCAUUGAAACUGACAAAACGCUCUACCUAAUCAUGGAGUAUGCGAGUGGAGGUGAAGUGUUUGACUAUUUGGUUGCACAUGGAAGAAUGAAGGAAAAAGAAGCAAGAGCUAAAUUUAGACAGAUCGUCUCUGCGGUCCAGUACUGCCACCAGAAGCGGAUUGUGCACAGAGACCUCAAGGCUGAAAAUCUAUUGUUAGAUGCUGAUAUGAACAUUAAAAUAGCUGACUUUGGUUUUAGCAAUGAAUUUACUGUUGGCAGUAAACUGGACACGUUUUGUGGCAGUCCUCCGUACGCGGCCCCCGAGCUCUUCCAGGGCAAGAAGUACGACGGGCCGGAAGUGGACGUGUGGAGCCUCGGGGUCAUUCUUUACACCCUGGUCAGCGGGUCUCUCCCCUUCGAUGGUCAGAACCUAAAGGAACUGAGAGAGAGGGUGUUAAGAGGGAAAUACCGAAUCCCUUUCUACAUGUCCACAGACUGUGAAAACCUUCUCAAACGUUUCCUGGUGCUAAACCCAAUAAAACGAGGCACACUAGAGCAAAUCAUGGAGGACAGGUGGGUCAAUGCAGGCCAUGAGGAAGAUGAGCUGAGACCGUUCGUGGAGCCAGAACUAGACAUCUCAGACCAGAAAAGAAUAGAUAUUAUGGUGGGAAUGGGAUAUUCACAAGAAGAAAUUCAAGAAUCUCUUAGUAAAAUGAAAUAUGAUGAGAUCACAGCUACAUACUUGUUGUUGGGGAGAAAAUCAUCAGAGCUGGAUGCUAGUGAUUCCAGUUCUAGCAGCAAUCUCUCACUCGCUAAGGUUAGGCCAAGCAGUGACCUCAGCAACAGCACUGGCCAGUCUCCUCACCACAAAGUGCAGAGAAGCGUUUCCUCAAGCCAAAAGCAGAGGCGGUACAGUGACCACGCUGGACCAGCGAUCCCUUCGGUGGCGGCGUAUCCCAAGAGGAGCCAGACCAGCACUGCGGACGGCGACCUCCGGGAAGACGGCGCCCCCUCCCGGAAGCCCAGCGGUGGUGCUGCGGCGGGGAAGGGCGCGGCCCCCGCCAGCCCCCUGCUGGGGAACGCAGGCAACCCCAACAAGGCCGAUAUUCCUGAGCGCAAGAAGAGCUCUGCUGUCCCUGGCAGUAGUGCUGCGGCCGGCGGCAUGACGCGAAGGAACACCUACGUCUGCAGCGAGAGGACCCCCGCCGACAGGCACCCCGUGCUCCAGAACGGCAAGGAGAACAGUGCUGCUCCUGACCAGAGAACCCCCGUUGCUUCAACACACAGUAUUAGCAGCGCCGCCACCCCAGACCGGAUCCGCUUCCCGCGAGGCACUGCCAGCCGCAGCACCUUCCACGGCCAGCCUCGGGAGCGGCGGACCGCCACGUACAACGGCCCGCCCGCCUCGCCCAGCCUGUCCCACGAAGCCACGCCACUGUCCCAGACGCGAAGCCGAGGCUCCACGAACCUUUUUAGUAAAUUAACUUCAAAACUCACGAGGAGAAACAUGUCAUUCAGGUUUAUCAAAAGACUUCCAACUGAAUAUGAGAGGAACGGGCGAUAUGAGGGCUCAAGUCGCAGCGUCUCUGCGGAGCAGAAGGACGAGCACAAAGAGGCGAAGCCCCGGUCCCUGCGCUUCACCUGGAGCAUGAAAACCACGAGCUCCAUGGACCCCAGCGACAUGAUGCGGGAGAUCCGCAAGGUGCUGGACGCCAACAGCUGCGACUACGAGCAGCGGGAGCGCUUCCUGCUCUUCUGUGUCCACGGCGACGGGCACGCGGACAGCCUGGUGCAGUGGGAGAUGGAGGUGUGCAAGCUGCCAAGACUGUCUCUGAACGGGGUCCGGUUUAAGCGGAUAUCGGGGACAUCCAUAGCUUUCAAAAAUAUCGCUUCCAAAAUUGCCAAUGAGCUAAAGCUGUAACCCAGUAAUUACGGUGUAAAUUACGUAGCAGUCUCGAGUGUUUCCUGAACACGGAUGGACACGUGUAGAGUAACAGUUAGGCAGCAGCGUCCGCAUCUCCUGAUCAUGACCCGGGCGCGGGCGCGGCCUGCCCCUCCAGUGCACUACAUUAAAGCGUGAGACCUGCGCCCGCUGUCGUCUUUCCAUCGCCCCGGCGGGGCCCCGUGUGCGUGGUGUGCGAGUGGGCUGCGUGUGGGCAGUGCCCGCGGCUCCGGCGCCGCCGCGGGGGCCGCCCGGGCCCUCCGCGGGGCCGUUGGUGCUAACCGGAGCUGCCGAGGAGGAGGAGGAGGGUUUCGAAUCGCUACUAAGGAUUAACCUUGAGCUUAGUUGGUGAAGAAACAGGUUUACAGUUCAUGCCUGUGGUUUUGUGUUUGUGUUUUUUUUUAGUGCAAAAGGUUUACAUUUAUAGUCGUGGACAUUGCUUGUGUGUGUUUUUCUAAGUAGAUUCACAAGUCAAUUAAAGUUCACUCUUUCU
Messenger RNA from Condylura cristata (star-nosed mole), 2719 nucleotides. RefSeq names its product MAP/microtubule affinity-regulating kinase 3 (gene MARK3). Gene Ontology annotation, cellular component: plasma membrane; cytoplasm. Gene Ontology annotation, molecular function: protein serine/threonine kinase activity; ATP binding. The transcript is spliced from 17 exons. Gene Ontology annotation, biological process: protein phosphorylation; intracellular signal transduction. Bases 262 to 2205 code for a protein of 647 amino acids. The record is from RefSeq and is a predicted model, not a curated record. Lineage: Eukaryota; Metazoa; Chordata; Mammalia; Eulipotyphla; Talpidae.